Molecule: messenger RNA, 5001 nt
Organism: Chelonia mydas (Green sea turtle)
Lineage: Eukaryota; Metazoa; Chordata; Testudines; Cheloniidae
Gene: NTNG1
Product: netrin G1
Exons: 8
Coding region: 2281-3828 (515 amino acids)
Molecular function (GO): cell-cell adhesion mediator activity
Source: RefSeq, a predicted model, not a curated record
AAUCUGGCUCUUGGAUUCAGCCAGAUUCAGUUGCCAGAUGUAGGGAUGGGUGUGGGUUGGGAGCUGGAUUAUGUUGACAGAUUAGGAGAAGCUGCAAAUGACCUAAAUGUAGGUGGUAAAACUGGAGAGUAUGCAGACCCAGUAAAAGGUGAUGGGUGCCAAAUUAUAGUUUUUCUGUCUUUCUUGUACCAGGAUGUUUUGUGGUCCUUCAAUGUCUUGUUUUAUGACCAAAUUUUGCCAGGAUCCAGAUGCUGAACCUGAGUUUUGUGGUACUGUUGUACUGGUGAGUUCAGGGUCUGUGUUUUUAAGGUGCACUAAUAGCAGCUAAACAUGUUUUUUGUUCAGGCAUGAAACUUAAGUAGAUGGGGUUAAAAACUGCCAGGAUCCAGCAGGACCCACCUGAUGGAUCCAGAGUUUGGCAAUGCAACUGAGGUGGGAUGUCUCAGGGUCUGGGGUAUUUGUUGCAAAUGGAACAGCUAGGCUUGUUCUUCAUUUAAGGGGUGGAAUUUGGAAGGCUGGGCCAAAAAUUGGCAAGAUCCAACUUGUACCCUGACCCUUCAGUCCAUUUCUAAUUGAAGGCUGAGGCUCUGGUGUCGUUUAAGCCCAAGAUCUUAAAGGCUUUUUCUAAGGAACAAAAAGGGAGGUGCAAGGGGGGAAUGCAGCAGGAGAGAUAAUCGGUGUCAUGAGUUAAUAAGGGACUUGUGCAAGUGGCAAGUGUGGAGAUGCGGGAGAGAGAGAUGGAGAUCUAAACGGCUUUAGGACCGCUCGGCGCGCUCAGGUCUGGAGGUGGUAUAAGGUUUGCAAUCCCUCUACUUGCUGGCAGUUGCAGGAGAAGAUUGCUUUUAAGUGAAACGUCCCUGCCACCUCUCUGAGGUUUCAUUCCCCUUAAUAGUGUCCUGCCCUUAAGUUUGAGAGCUCCUUUUGCAGUGCAGGGUCAGCACGAGCGCUGGGGGGGGGGGGGGGGGCCACGGGAGAUUUCCAAUCCAGAAGAAUCGCUGGCAUGUAUAUUUCAUCGGAUAGACUUUCCAUGUGUCUCAUCUCCCUGCCAUCAACGCUGUAUGCAGUGAUACUUCUGACUUGAGCAGAGGAAUGCGCGGAGGAAGCUUCGGCGAAACUGGUAGGAGAGGAUCUUCUCGGCGCCAGUGCUAACUGUCGUGAUUUAUGUCCCCUCCAAGUACCUUCCACGGCUUCAUCUAAAAUAAAACGAAAGCUGGGGCCAGCCAGGAGCGCAGCCUUCGCAGCGCGUCUUGUCGCGGAGAGGCAGGGAACGUCCUGCAGCUUCCCGGAGCCCCAGUAAAAGUUUAAGGCAAAGAAGUGGCUCGGGCAGACUGGAGACCCGGCGGUGCAGCGGGGCUGGCAGGCAACCCUGAGCGGCUGCUGCUGACUUGUUCCAGGGGGAGCGUCGGUCCUGGCUCCCCUUCUCUGAUCUGCCGGUCGCCGAGCUUUGCAGUGGAGCCGGAGGAGUUCCUCCCCCUUCGCCCCCGAGCGAGCUCCGCGGGGCAGCUCCAGGGCAGUCUACAGGUCCCGGGGCAGGGGCGGAGAAGGGGGCUCCGACCUGCCGGCUGGCGGGGGCUGCUCUUCUCCAGCCCUUGAACUCUUCGGCGUCACCAGGAACUUUUGUUGGGCGUGCGGCACACGCCUGCCAGGCUCCCCACGGCCGGGGGACGGGGCACAGCGGGCGGAGCAGCCUCCCACCCGUGCGCCCCUGGCUCCCAUGCUCCCGCUGCCGGAGGGGGAUGAGGCUGGGAAGGUCCCAGGCAGCGCGGUGUCCGCUCUCCUCCCCGCUCUAACGAGAGGGAUUGCUCCACAUGGGUGUUGGUGCCAGAAGAAAAGAAUGAUUGAUGGGAAACAGACACCAGGCUGUAGACACUCAUCCUUUUGCUUCAGAUGCUGAUUUAUCAGUGCGUCUGGGUAUCUCUUGUGAGCUUUGAACACGGAGGAUCACUCGGGGUUAUCGACAGUACAAGUGAAGACCUACAACUUUGCUAAAUUAUUAUCUGCUCUCAGACAUCUUUUACAAAAAGCCCUGAUAGACACAUUAUAAGACCAAGGACAAGCUUCAGAUUUCGGUGAAAAGCUGUUGUUUUGAAUAUGUUAGGCUUCUACCAAAGUCUUCAACUUAGUAAAGCAAGUACCAUAUUCUAAUGUUUCACGUUCAGUUGUGGAAUCUCUUUUAUAAGAUACAUACGUAAAUAUACAUGUACAUAUAUUUAUAAUCUAUAGACUGUCCUUAAAUCAAUACUGGUUAUAAUUAUCAAGGCAAUUUCAAAGGAUUUAGAGAUGUAUUUGUCAAGAUUCCUGUCACUUCAUGCCCUUUGGGUUACUGUAUCUUCAGUGAUGCAGCAUUAUCCUUCAGUGUGGGGACAUUAUGACGUGUGUAAGACUCAGAUUUACACUGAAGAAGGCAAAAUUUGGGAUUACAUGGCCUGUCAGCCAGAAGCCAGAGACAUGAUCAAAUAUGUGAAAGUGACCCUGGAUCCCCCUGAUAUAACAUGUGGAGAUCCUCCCGAGACCUUCUGUGCAAUGGGGAAUCCCUACAUGUGCAAUAAUGAAUGUGAUGCAAGUACCAAUGAACUGGCACAUCCACCUGAACUGAUGUUUGAUCUUGAAGGAAGACAUCCCUCCACAUUUUGGCAGUCUACAACGUGGAAAGAUUAUCCAAAACCUCUCCAAGUUAACAUUACCCUCUCCUGGAACAAAACCAUUGAACUAACAGAUAACAUAGUUAUCACCUUUGAAUCUGGCCGUCCAGACCAAAUGAUCCUGGAGAAAUCACUUGACUAUGGGCGAACAUGGCAACCAUACCAGUAUUAUGCCACAGACUGCUUAGACGCUUUCCAUAUGGAUCCAAAAUCAGUGAAGGAUUUAUCACAGCACACAGUCCUAGAAAUCAUUUGCACAGAAGAAUACUCCACUGGGUACAUGACAAAUAGUAAAAUCAUCCACUUCGAGAUCAAAGAUCGAUUUGCAUUUUUUGCUGGACCUCGGCUUCAUAAUAUGGCUUCCCUGUAUGGCCAGCUUGACACAACCAAGAAGCUAAGAGAUUUCUUUACCAUCACAGACCUGAGGAUAAGAUUGCUCAGACCAGCAACUGGGGAAAUAUAUGUAGAUGAGCAGCACUUGGCACGCUACUUUUAUGCAAUCUCAGACAUAAGGGUAUAUGGAAGGUGCAAGUGUAACCUUCAUGCCACUGGCUGUAAAGAAGAAAACAAAAAAUUGUUUUGUGAAUGUGAGCACAAUACUACAGGCCCAGACUGCGGGAAAUGCAAGAAGAAUUAUCAGGGUCGACCUUGGAGUCCUGGCUCAUAUCUGCCUAUUCCUAAGGGCACAGCAAAUAUCUGUAUUCCCAGUAUUUCCAGUAUUGGUAAUCCACCAAAGUUUGAUAGGAUAUGGCCGAAUAUUUCUUCCCUUGAGGUUUCUAAACCAAAUCAAGACUGUGAAUGCUUCGGCCACUCCAACCGGUGCAGUUACAUCGAGCUGAUAAAUACAGUCAUUUGCGUGAGCUGUAAACACAACACUAGAGGGCAGCACUGUGAGUUAUGCAGGCUGGGCUACUUCAGAAAUGCUUCUGCAGAGCUGGAGGAUGAAAAUGUAUGCAUAGCAAAUGUAUGUGACAAAGAACUACUGCAAUGCCAGAAUGGAGGAACAUGCCUCAAAAACAUGCGAUGCCAGUGCCCUCCAGCCUACACUGGCAUUUUGUGUGAGAAGUUGAAGUGUGAAAGGGAUCCAGGAGGCUGCAGCCAAAACUCCGGCAAUGUGGCAGUAUCACGUGGCCCUCUAUUACCGCUGACUGCUCUACUAGGAGUAACUGGGCUUUUCAUAUUCUAGGCUCCGUCUGGUUGAUGGCAUCGCGUUCAGACUGCUUCAGAAGGAAUGUGCCACAAAAAAGCAAAACAAAACCCAAGCAUUUGCUACUAAAAUUUAAAAAAGAAAAAGAAUAAAACCACGUAUAAACUAAGAAGGCCCAACUGAACUAAGCCAUAUUAAUCAAUUGUGGACUGCACUCUGAGUCAAAAGACUGUUAAUUUCUGACUCAAGACAAGUUGGCAGCUGCCAAGUCUAUUACUAUAAACAACGCCAGCUGCGAAGAGUACAAAGGAUUGAAAAGGCUUUGACAAGUCCCCAAAAUGGAAAAUAAAAAACAUUUGCCACUUUGAUAUGGUGCGCUACUGUACCUCUGCCCAGUGUGUGGACCAACCAAAUAGAGGCAUUCUUUGCUGUCAGUGCAUUGUGGGUAUAAGGAAAUCUGUUAAAGCUGCCAUAUUGGCCUGCUUCAGUCCCUAAAUCCCUUCCAACCUGUGCUUUAGUGAACAUUGCUCUGUAACCCUUGUUGGUUGAAAGGUUUCUUUGUCUGAUGUUAGUGAUGCACAUGUGUAACAGCCCCCCUCAAUAAAACUCAAAGACAGUCAUAUCCUUGUAUAUUUUAGCAGCACCGCAUCAGUAAGAUGCUGUGUUCAUCUACUGUACAAGAGUGGCUAUAGGACAAAAAGUGUAUUUAUCCUUUUGUAUUCAAAUGAAGUUAUUUUUCUUGAAAUAAUGUACAAUGUAGAUUUUUUGUAUUAUUGACAAUUUGUGUUACCAGACAAUUUAUUAAUGUAUUUAAUUGUAAUCGGAUAAGAAAAUUACUACUUUUUAUUUAAUCUUUCUUUUUUUUUCUUUUCUCCUUUCAUUUAAUUGUGCAGAGAUUUCUCUGUAUGGGCAACGUGCUGGCAUCAAAGAAUAUCAGUUUACAUAUAUAACAAGUGUAAUAAGAUUCCACCAAAGGACAUUCUAAAUGUUUUCUUGUUGCUUUAACACUGGAAGAUAAAAAAAAUAAAUAAAAAUUCCUGCAUAAACAAUUUCAGGAAUUUGUAUUGCAAUUUCUUAAGACAAUUUUUAAAAAUUAUUUCCUUGAUCAUUUUACGGUCUGCUAUAUGGAUGAAAUACAAAUUCAACGUCAGAAUUUAGUUCACAAUGAAGUCUGACUAACUAACAUGUUUUCUAACAUGUAUCAAACCACUC